Messenger RNA from Mesoplodon densirostris (Blainville's beaked whale), 2270 nucleotides. It is a transcript of the gene ZNF81, whose product is annotated as zinc finger protein 81. The transcript has 5 exons. Gene Ontology annotation, biological process: regulation of cytokine production; regulation of immune system process; negative regulation of transcription by RNA polymerase II. The record is from RefSeq and is a predicted model, not a curated record. Lineage: Eukaryota; Metazoa; Chordata; Mammalia; Artiodactyla; Ziphiidae. The coding region runs from base 265 to 2268 and encodes 667 amino acids.
GGUUUUCAGCCGCGGUUUAAUAGUUGUUGUCAAGAGGAUCCCAGUGCUCUUUGCCGGAGGGAUGUGGAGGUGAUGGGGACCCGGGGAGGGUUUCUUGGAGUCUCUGUGGAGCCCCUGGGCCAGACCCCAUAGUGAAGGCUGCAGGAUCUUCCUUCGGGCCCCAGCAGCUCUGGUUGAGUCCACAGGUGCCCACCUGACCUCGGGUUCCUGGGAAGAGUGGAGUUGUCAGCAAGAGAGCCCGGGUGCUUAGGCCCAGGGGGGAAGAUGCCAGCCAACCGGUGCGCUCCUGGGCCAUCCCUGGCCCUGACUACAGGGGGAUGUGACAACUCCUGUGAGGUGUCAGUGUCCUUUGAGGACGUGACUGUGGACUUCAGCAGGGAGGAGUGGCAGCAGCUGGAUUCUACUCAAAGGUGCCUGUACCAGGACGUGAUGCUGGAGAACUAUAGCCACCUCCUCUCACUGGGGUGUGAAAUUCCCAAGCCAGAGGUCAUCUUCAAGUUGGAGCAAGGAGAGGAGCCUUGGACGUUGGAGGAGGAAACCCCACAUCAGAGCUGCUCAGAUGGAAAGUUUGGGAUUAAGACCUCACAAAAAAGAAUUUCUGGAAAAGUUUCAUUUCAUAGUGAAAUGGAGGGUGAAGAUACAAGAGAUAAUUCAUUGUAUUCCAUUUUAGAAGAACUGUGGCAUGGUGCUGAACAGAUAAAAAGCUAUCAGGAAAAACAGAACAAACCUCUGAGUCAUGCUGCUUUCAUCAAUAAGAAAAUAUUGAAUACGGAAUGGGAUUGUGAAUAUAAAGACAGUGGAAAAUUUGUUCAUCCAGGCCCAAAUCGUAUUCCUUCACAGAAAAGAUCCCAUAAACGUGACUCAUUUGGAAAGAGUUUAAAGUAUAAUUUAGAUGUACCUAUUCAUAAUAAAAACAAUGCAACAAAGAACUUUGAUAAAAUUAUUGGACAUGGUCAAGUUUUCACCCAGAGCUCUUCUUAUACUAACCAUGAAAAUACACAUACAGGCGUGAAAUUCUGUGACAGCAAUCAGUGUGGAAAAGCCUUCAGCCUCAAACAAGCACUCAGUCACAAUCUGAAAUUUCCUGUUGGGGAGAAAGCAAAUAUGUGUACUGAACUUGGGAAGAUCUUCACCCAGAGGUCACACCUCUUUGCACCUCAAAGAAUUCAUACUAUGGAAAAACCUCAUGAACUUAGCAAAUGUGUGAAUGUUUUUACACAGAAGCCACUACUCAGUAUAUAUUUGAGGGUUCAUAGAGAUGAAAAACUAUAUAUAUGUUCUGAGUGUGGGAAGGCGUUCAUCCAAAAUUCAGAAUUAAUUAUGCAUGAGAAAAUUCAUACUAGAGAAAAACCCUAUAAAUGUAGUGAAUGUGGAAAAUCAUUUUUCCAAGUGUCAUCCCUACUUAGGCAUCAGACAACCCAUACUGGAGGAAAACUUUAUGAAUGCAGUGAAUGUGGAAAAGGCUUCUCCCUGAACUCAGCCCUCAAUGUACAUCAGAAAAUUCAUACUGGAGAGAGACACCACAAGUGCAGUGAGUGUGGGAAAGCCUUUACCCAAAAAUCAACGCUCAGAAUGCAUCAGAGAAUUCAUACAGGAGAGAGAUCCUACAUAUGUACUGAAUGUGGGCAGGCCUUCAUCCAAAAGGCACACUUGAUUGCACAUCAAAGAAUUCAUACUGGAGAGAAGCCUUAUGAAUGCAGUGACUGUGGGAAAUCUUUCCCUUCUAAGUCACAACUCCAGAUGCAUAAGCGAAUUCACACAGGAGAGAAACCCUAUAUAUGCACUGACUGUGGGAAGGCCUUUACCAACAGGUCAAAUCUCAAUACUCACCAGAAAUCUCAUACUGGAGAGAAGUCUUAUAUAUGUGCAGAAUGUGGAAAAGCCUUCACAGACAGGUCAAAUUUCAAUAAACACCAGACAAUUCAUACUGGAGAGAAACCCUAUGUCUGUGCUGAUUGUGGGAGGGCCUUCAUCCAGAAGUCAGAGUUAAUUACACAUCAGAGAAUCCAUACUACAGAGAAGCCUUACAAAUGUUCUGACUGUGAGAAAUCCUUCUCCAAGAAACCACAUCUCAAAGUACAUCAGCGAAUUCACACAGGAGAGAAACCAUAUAUAUGUGCAGAAUGUGGGAAAGCCUUCACUGACAGGUCAAAUUUCAAUAAACACCAGACAAUUCAUACUGGAGAGAAACCCUAUAAAUGUAGUGACUGUGGAAAGGGCUUCACUCAGAAAUCAGUUCUGAGUAUGCAUCGCAAUAUUCAUACAUGAAA